UAUGAGAUUCUCAGACCGAAAGAAAACACUCUCAGAUUCAACGCCGAAACCCAACGCCGACUGCAGCUUCCGGCGCCGCCUUCCAACGUUCCCUUCAGACAUCAAUCGCCACCUCCGCUCCAAGGCUUCGACGAAACAACAAUCGAAAGUUUCAAUCACAGAUCUGAUCUUCUCUCAUAGCAGAAGAGUAGAAGAAGUUGCAGAGCUGAAAACAGUUUGCCAGCAUGGAAACCGGCAAAGAAGAGGAUCCUGUUUUUCUUGACCGUGCAUCCCGAGUAACGAGAGGCAAACGAAUGAACAAAUUGCUUGAUGACGAGAAUGAAGAGGAUGAAACGUUCUGGAAUCAGGAGGCUCUCAAAGAGGAAGAAAAUGAUGAAAAUUACGAAGAAGAAGGGGAGGUUGUGGAUGUUUUUGACAGUGACUUCGAUGAUGAUGAACCUCAACCAGAUGAAGAAGUAGAAAAUGAGGCAGAUGACAGAAUGCGGACAAAGAAGAGACUAAUAUUUCCUGGAAAGCAAUUGCCAAAGAAGAAGACGAAAAAGAAGGUUCUUUCAAAUCUUGGAAAGGCUCCCCAGGAUGAUGAAACUGCUGAGCAGUCUACUCUCCCUGAACAUCAUGAUGCACCUGAUGACGUAGAAGUGGAGAGAAUAGUUAGAAAAUCUACAAGAACUUCAGUUAUUGUUAGGCAAGCUGAAAGAGAUGCAAUACGUGCAGCUUUGCAAGCAACAAUGAAGCCAAUUAAAAGGAAAAAGGAAGGAGAAGAGAAGAGGAUGACCCAAGAAGAGAUGCUUCUGGAAGCAGCUCAAACAGAAAUUAUGAACUUGAGAAACUUAGAACGAGUGUUAGCAAGGGAGGAAGAAGUUAAGAAAAGAGCAGUUGUACACAAAGCAGUUUAUAGUGGCCCUCAGAUACGAUAUCUUUCUAGAGAUGGUAAUUCCUAUCUAGAAUUCAGUAAAGGAUUGUUGUUUCAAUCAGAGAUUUCUACAGUAUCCACUCCUUAUCCGCAGAAGGCCGUGUGUGCGGUUACUGGGUUGCCUGCGAAGUACCGUGAUCCAAAGACUGGGUUACCUUUUGCAACUAAAGAAGCUUUUAGAACCAUUCGUGAACGGUUUUUGGAAGAAAAUAGAAAUGCUAGAGAGAAAAAGAGCUUAGGUUUUCUAUCUGAAGAAAUUUCUGGGCAAGGAUUUUCUGAAAGGCGGAAGAGAUCUGUAAUUCCGAAUAGGAGAGAGACAUCAGAUUUUCGGUACUCCGCUCGAUUCCUUCAAAUUCCAGCUCUUGAAAGCCAAGUUUCGGAGUAGCUGCUGCCAUUAAUUAAAUUUUCUUCCUAGCCCUUUAAAUUUGUAUGUACAUUCUGGUAGUGAUUAGUUAUUAAUUAAUUGUUAUUAUUGUUUCUGGGGUCUUCUUUUGCUCUUGAUCAAAAGAGGAUUUUGCGAAAUGUUUUGUAAGAUAUCAGCAUAAUUUGGUAGAAACAUGAAAUGCAGAUGUAUAGGACAGCAUUUGUUUUUGUUUGUUUUUUAUUUAAUUUGCAUAGUAGCCUUAAUUUUUUACUUA
Camellia sinensis is the source of this 1551-nucleotide messenger RNA. RefSeq names its product DNA binding protein SWC2 (gene SWC2). Gene Ontology annotation, cellular component: nucleus. NCBI's taxonomy places the organism in Eukaryota, Viridiplantae, Streptophyta, Magnoliopsida, Ericales, Theaceae. The record is from RefSeq and is a predicted model, not a curated record.